AUAGGACAAUGUCAUUGAUCCUGCAAAAGAUUAGAUACUGGAAUCAAUCGUCUAUUCUCAACAAGUGUACUGUGGACGAUGGAGUAGCGCCAAACCAGGAAUCUCUACACAAACUUUCAUCUGUAACCUUUGAAGGACCCCUGGUCAGCAGACAUAUCGCUGUGUCUCUCUUUGAUAAGUUGGCAAAGAAAUCAUCAUCACUCUCCACAAAGAUAAUUCCAGUGGUAUGCUACCUGCUACGACAGGGCUCCAACUACUUCAAAAUGGAGGUUCAAUAUAAGAGGACACUGAUUGUGAAACUCAUGGAGUCCUCGCUUGCCUGCCAAGGCACUGUCGUCCACGAGCUUUACAAGGAGUUAGUCGAGUUGAUAGAGUAUGAAUACAAGAAGAGUUUACUUGGAGACGAGUACAGUUCAGAACUUGCAGUUCCCAAAUGUAUUUCACUGAACGAUAUACCGGUGCGAACAAAAGGCGAUAUCACACGAGAAGUACAGAUAGAAGCGAUAGUAUCUCCGGAGAAGAGGAUAGUUGAUCAGAUCACCACAGCCAGUUGUAUUGAGCCUCUACCUCCCAUGACAGAGAUAUGGAAGUUUGCUGCCCAAUACAAACAACUCAACCAACAUGCUAUCAACAUGGAGUUACAGCGAGUUUUACAAGGGAAGGAGCCAAUGUGCCAGCUCAGGGCGCUUUCGGUUGUUGAUUAUCUUUCUCAGCAUUAUCACAACAGUUGCCAAGCCACAUUUCUGCACGUCGUCAAAGAAAUCGCCGUCUGCGACAACAUGGAUUUGAAGAAGAAAGCUCAGAGGAUAUUGUCAAGAUUAUCCGAGGAUAAUGAAAUUACGCCCUGCCCGUCCCCUCCGCGAUCGCCCUACAUUGGAGGACAAACCCACUCAAACUCACAAAAUAACCUCGUAUCGUCCCAUAUGAAGCGCAGCUAUGAUAAAAUCCUACCGUCUACGGUGGGAUACCAAACUAUGACCAACAGUGAUCAUGUGGACGAGACGCUGCUGGAUUUAGGAUCCCCCUGCUCCUCUAACUCGUACAACGCAUCCCCCGAGUCCUCACCCUCGCGCCACAGAUUCCUCUCAUUUUUCAGUCCUCCUCCUUCUCGUCAGCCUGGCUCGCUCUCCCGUCGGGGCAGCGCCGACAGCAGCGACAAUUUAUUGGGAGCGCACCUUGAGAGUGCUACUCCCGUUUAGUUAGCUCCUUAUAAGGGCAUCAUGUGGUGUUUAGUUAGCUCGGUCUAGACAUUAUAGGUUUUAUUAUUUUCACUCAAGCUUUUUAGGAUUUAAGAUGAUUUUUUUGCAAUUUUGAGUUUAGAACAUCCAGCAGCGAUUUUAUGCUUUUUGCUGUUUUUGUGUUUGUUUGAGCAGGAACGUUUUUAGUGUGAUUUUAGUCACAUACAGUGAUUAUCACCGGGCAACAUGCUACGAUUUUUUAAACUACGCGAUUCGAUUUCAAACCGGAUUUCAAAUUGGUGUGAAAAGCUGAACGCCAUUGUUCACGGAACUAGAUUGGAAUUCCCUUAAAAUUGGGUUAUCUCAGGCAGCUAUUGUAACUACCACCCUGUAAAUUGAGUUAUCCGACACUGUUUGUAUUUCAGAUGAAGUUUCCCUGCAAUUUUAACAGAUUUUAUGGCUAUGCUAUGCCAAUUUAUUUAGUUCCGUGCGUUUUUCUGAGGUCAUAUAUGAACGCCGUGUUGUGGUUGUUGCACAAAAUAGAAUUGAUUUCAUUUUGUGAGUAAAAUAAUGAUAUUUUAUUUAACUUCAUACCCUAUUCGACUUUUCACCGCGGAUUUACCAACGUACUGCACAGAAAAGAGAAACCAAAUGGCAUAAAUUUCAAUGAUUAAAACAAUUUAAAGUUCCCAUUUUCAUUCAGAAUGUAACACUUCGGUCGCAUGUUAAUUUUUCAGCGAAGCUAAAUAAUCAUCACAUUUACAAUUCUUCAUUGUUAUAAUAUUCUUCGCUGAGUUUUUGUUUGGUGCAGGU
Messenger RNA from Bolinopsis microptera, 1991 nucleotides. RefSeq lists its product as uncharacterized. The transcript has 10 exons. Bases 9 to 1199 code for a protein of 396 amino acids. NCBI's taxonomy places the organism in Eukaryota, Metazoa, Ctenophora, Tentaculata, Lobata, Bolinopsidae. The record is from RefSeq and is a predicted model, not a curated record.